AGAUCAAUAGGAAAAGUGCGAGAAGAAAGCAGCGCGCGGCGCGCAGCGCGGCCGCAGCCAGGCGGGAGCCGCGGCCUCCGAGCUCCGCUCCCGAUGCGGCCCGGAGCCGGCGGCGGGCGCUGAGCGCUGAGCUGUGCCGGCGGCCCCGCGGCCAGCCCCGCCGCUCGCUGCCCUUUCUCUCCCUUCUUCCCUUCUGCCCCCCCCUCCCUACCCUUCCCCCCUCCCCACCCCCCCCGCACCAUGUCGUUCCCGCAGCUGGGCUACCAGUACAUCAGGCCGCUGUACCCCGCCGAGCGCCCGGGCAGCGGCGGCUCCCGAGGCGGCGCGGAGCUGGCCCCGUCCGGGACCCUCUCCAACGUGCUCUCCUCCAUGUACGGCGCGCCCUACGCCGCCGCCGCCGCCGCUCAGGGCUACGGAGCCUUCCUGCCCUACGCCGCCGAACUGCCCAUCUUCCCGCAGCUGGGCGCGCAGUACGAGCUGAAGGAGAGCCCCGGGGUGCAGCACGCCGCCUUCCCGCAUCACCACCCCGCUUUCUACCCCUACGGGCAGUACCAGUUCGGGGACCCGUCGCGGCCCAAGAACGCCACCCGCGAGAGCACCAGCACGCUCAAGGCCUGGCUCAACGAGCACCGCAAGAACCCGUACCCCACCAAGGGUGAGAAGAUCAUGCUGGCCAUCAUCACCAAGAUGACCCUCACCCAGGUCUCCACCUGGUUCGCCAACGCUCGGCGGCGGCUCAAGAAGGAGAACAAGAUGACCUGGGCCCCCCGCAGCAGGACGGACGAGGAGGGCAACUCCUACGGCAGCGACCACGAGGGGGAAGAGGACAAGAGGGAGGACGAGGAGGAGAUCGACCUGGAGAACAUCGACACCGAGAACAUCGAGAGCGCCAAGGACGAGCUGGAGGACGAGCUCCAGGACGCGGACCUGCUGCACUCCGACUCCAAGACGGACUCGGAGGGCUCCGAGGGCUUCGAGGACCUGCCCGGCUCCGAGGAGCGCUACCUCGGUCCGGCCGCCGCAGCCGCCGCGGAGCCGCUCCGCCUCCGCCACCACCACCUCCGCCACCACCGCCACCACCGCCGCCCGCCCUGCGAGCUGCCCUCCGCCGGCCCCGAGCCGCCGCCGCCCGCCCCGCCGCCGCCGCCGCCGCCGCCGCCGCCGCCGCACCUCUCGCCCCCCUCCUCCGCCUCCUCGUCGUCCGCCUCCUCCCCGACGGACGCCGCUUCGGCCGGCACCGUGCCGAAGCCCAAGAUCUGGUCGCUGGCCGAGACGGCCACCAGCCCGGACAACCCCCGCAAGUCUCCCGGCUCCCCGCCGGCGGCCGCCCCCCAGCCGCUGCCGCUGCCCCCCCCGCCGCCCCACAGACUCGUCUCCUCCUGCCCGCUGGGCAAGUUCCCCAACUGGACCAACCGCGCCUUCCCGGCCGCCUCCCCGCACCACCACGCGGCCCCGCACCCGCUGGCCUUACUGAACACUCCGCACCUGCUGGGGCUGGGGGCCGCCCCCGCCGCCGCCGCCGCCUUCCCGCGGCCCGCGGAGCAGGCGCCGAGCGCGGAGCCCCCCGGAGCAGAUCGAUCUAGUGCCUUGGAAGUAGAGAAAAAGUUAAUAAAGACAGCUUUCCAGCCAGUGCAGAGGCGGCCCCAGAACCAGCUCGAUGCCGCCAUGGUUCUAUCGGCGCUGUCAUCGUCUUAGUUAAUUUUUUAUCGUUGUUGUAAUGAUUGUAAAAAGAAAUCUCUGUAUAGUUACGACGUUACGCAUGUCCGUAUGGUAAAACUAAAAAGGAAAAGACAAAAAUACAGCCCCGCUUCUGUGCUCCCCCCGGGUCCCGGGCCGUGCGGUUGGUGGAAGUCCCGUGAGCGUCCGUUCGGUGUCUCGGUUUUUGGUUUUUAUUUUUUGUUUGUUUGUUUGGUUGGUUGGUUUUGUACAUACCGUCAAACCUGUACAUACGUGUGAACCAAAUUGUACGAGAAAGUAUCUAUUUUUGGCUAAUAAAGACACGGUUGCCACUUUGCCUACA
Molecule: messenger RNA, 2020 nt
Organism: Gallus gallus (chicken)
Lineage: Eukaryota; Metazoa; Chordata; Aves; Galliformes; Phasianidae
Gene: IRX3
Product: iroquois homeobox 3
Biological process (GO): cell development; regulation of transcription by RNA polymerase II; neuron differentiation
Cellular component (GO): nucleus; membrane
Molecular function (GO): DNA-binding transcription factor activity, RNA polymerase II-specific; RNA polymerase II cis-regulatory region sequence-specific DNA binding; histamine receptor activity
Source: RefSeq, a predicted model, not a curated record